AUGAAUCAAUAUAACGGCUGGACAUUUGUCUUACUGUCCUCUCUACUAACGAUUCUGGGGGCUUUGACUGUUUACCUAGACAGUAUCUACAACGCGCUCACCCCAAAAUGGCUCUCUAAGCGUUAUCCAUUACAGAUUACGGGUAACAAUAACUUCCUGACUUGCUCUCUAGCUUUGAGUUCUGGAUGCCUCAUGUUCACAUCGAUGUUCAAGUUGUUGCCCAGCUCGUUAGAAUACUUCCAACAGUAUUUUAAGGACUCCGAGUUGUUUGCAUUAAGGUACACCCUAUUGUUCUAUGUUUUAGGAAUGCUGUUUUGUGGCAUUCUUAACAUGAUCAUCCACUUCCUCACAAGUGACAGUAUUGUUCACUGUGUCCAUGACACUGAAGCUAAUGAUCCAGUUGACGACCAUGGUGCCCACGAUCACCACAAUAAUCACAGCCAUGAUCACAACUCGGAACACCAUGAACAUCAACAUCGACCGAUGGAAAUGCUUUCAAGCCGGAAGUCACUGGUAGAUAUUGCCCUUUCCAAGAUCAAAGAUCAGCCAUUAGACGGUAACUGUCACGGAUAUACCACUGUUGAUCAAUGCAAGAGUGCCGAGCUAGAGCCGCUUUUAUCUAAUUCCUCUGCUAACAACAGCCCAAUAUAUUCUCAAACUGGACAUGAUAUGGAAAACUCAGAUGUGUUUUCCAACUAUGAAGAACAUCACCACCACCAUGUGAACACCCCUACUUCGAAACUUCUUUCGAUCGGCGUGCAAACACUGCUGGCUAUCACGUUACACAAGUUCCCUGAAGGAUUUAUCCUCUACUCCACCUCCAAAGUUAACCCCGAACUGGGUGUAGCCAUCUUCCUAUCCAUGUUCAUCCACAAUUACAUCGAAGGAAUGUCAAUGUGCUUACCACUGUUCUUUGCUUUGGACUCCAGGCUGAAAGCUGUCAGUAUUGUUUCAUUAGUCGGUGGACUAGCACAGCCAUUGGGUGCCUACCUAGGGUACUUAUAUUUCCAGACUCAUACCAUCAACAACCGUACAAACUUUGUGUUUGCAGUUCUAAUUGCUGCAACAAGUGGGUUUUUAACCAUUAUAGGGUUGCAGAUGUUUGCUAGUAGUUUAAGUUUUGGUGGAUCUCAAUUUAAGGUACUUACAUGCUGCACCACAGGUAUUGCACUAAUUUCAUUAGGCUACACAAUGAUAUGA
Messenger RNA from Komagataella phaffii GS115, 1200 nucleotides. RefSeq names its product Vacuolar membrane zinc transporter. Gene Ontology annotation, cellular component: membrane. Gene Ontology annotation, molecular function: zinc ion transmembrane transporter activity. Gene Ontology annotation, biological process: zinc ion transmembrane transport. NCBI's taxonomy places the organism in Eukaryota, Fungi, Ascomycota, Pichiomycetes, Pichiales, Pichiaceae. Bases 1 to 1200 code for a protein of 399 amino acids. The record is from RefSeq and is a predicted model, not a curated record. The transcript has a single exon.